AAGAAAGUCUAGAGAGAGGGAGAGAGAGGGAGGUACUCCAGCGGCAGCAGGUCUUGAAAGAAUGUGUGACCGGAACAUGUCACCAACCACUUGUUUUUGGGGCGAUUUUUUCAAGCUUGUGUCGUUGGGGGGCACGGCCUUUGUCCUGAUUUUGAGGUAUUGUUUUUACUGCAGAGACAGCGACCAGGGCGAGACUUACGCGGAGUUCAUUGCUAGGAUGGAAGCGACCUUAGAAUUCAGGAAUAACAUGCAAAACCCUGAAUUCAGGGGUCGUAUGGAGGCUGCUAUCGAGGCGAAGCAACAGGCCGAGACACGGCGAAACGUCAACGCCGAAUCUAUCACCCGGGCAGCGGCAAGGAUGACUGAGGCUGGGGCCCAGGUCCGGGCUGCAAUAGGACCUGCUUCAGAGCCCAGCGACCAACGUGUUCAGACUGAGUCUCUGGCUGCCGCCAGGGCUCGCUUAAGUGAUGAGAUCAAAGCCGUGGCAGAUUUGAAGGCUGAGAUGGUCGCGGCUCAUUUGGCGGUGGCGGCUGCGAACAGGUCUGUGGUCGAGGUUUGCCUUGCUGGCACUGGCCAACGGACGACCGAUUAUGUUAUUAGCGCUGGCAUGGUGCGAAGAACUGCAAGGGGUGCCAGAAGACGCGAGGCACGGACGGAUCGUGCUAUGGAGCCUAUGGAAAUUGGGCGGAGCGAUACUUUGGAGGAAGGCAGGCGCUCACGCUAGCUACUGUACACGAAGAUACCUUCCAACAACUGGCUCAAGAAACUGCCUCAAGCCGUUGGAGCCCAAUACAUGGCGGAGGGGCAUUGUAGGGUGAUGCGGGAAACAGCCUGGCGGAUUCUUUCCUGAUUCUUCAACAGCAGAAAGAACCGGGGAUCCAAACUGCAGUUUCAAAAUCACGCCGCGGCUCUACGUCGUUCGUGCUCGCACACACAACUUCUUGCUCCCCGUGAUGCACGCGAUAGGUGCCACAACCGCUGUUUCCUCUUGCAGUGCCUCCAUGUACAUGUGUGUUGUUGCCCUCCUACCUUUAUGUUGCAUUUUAUUUGUGCCUGCCGGUGACACCAGCUGGUCCAUAGUAGCUACUUUUUAUCGUUCUCCCCCUCCCUUCGCCCCUUCUCGGCGAGGGAGGGGAGGAUAGAGAGCGGGCAUCGGACGAGGCCGGGGUAACCCCCAAGAAUUUUGCGUUUUUUUUGUUGUUGUGAGCAAAUGCUCGUAUCGCACAGCAUUUUGUUCGAACAAGAUACCUUUCCCGAGGCGACCGUAGUUUUUGUGCAUGUGCCUAUGUGUGUGUGUGAUUACUAACAUCGACCUCGAUAGCCGGCUUAACCAUGAAAAUUCAUCGGUCGCUGCAAGUGUAGAAGGAGUCUGUCUAUUCUUUGUGUGUGUUUUCCCCGAUUUCCGACCCUCAUGGUCUUGACUGCGGGUCGUCCAUUGCCGUGGACUGGGUGAGUGCUUGGUGAGCCCGGAGGCCGAAGCUUGUAUUUGUAGCUGGAUUACAGGGCCUUGCGUGCCGUCCGUUGUGAUAUAGGGACAGCAGCAUUGUACCUGAUGCGCUUGGUAGCGCGUGAGAUAACAUCGUUUUCUCUAUCUGUACCAUCAUACUAUUUGUUAGCUGGAUGCUGUAAGAAUGUUUUCCCUUCGGUAGUAUCAGUCACGUAGACUGUGUACAGCAUACGGGGUGUGUCUGCCUGGUUGGUGAAAGAGGUGCUGGAGAAUAAGGUCCCACAUGUAGGGUGGGGGGGCGGAGGUGGGUGCUGUCUGAGACAGAGCGCAACGUCCUACCUGGUGUAUACGACUCAUUUUUUACUGUUAUAUAUAGAAGUAUAUGUAGUCUACCAGCUUUACAGCCCACUUCUCAGACCUCCAGGGCGUGCAGGGAGAUUGACUUAGUUGGCCAGACGGAAAUCGGCGUGGAAUACUUCUCGCUACAAAGAAAAAAAUGACGCCUCGUUUCAGGGGCUUGCAGUUCUCUCUAAAUGAUAAGCUCUCUGUGCUUUUCUGAAUAUUGUUUUGCUCUGCUUUUCUCUUCCUGAAUUCCACGGUUUCGGAUUUACAUUCCGACAAGUUCACCUUCACUCAUUAUUAGUCUAUGGCCACCAAGAAAGAGAACUUCGACCCUAG
Ectocarpus sp. CCAP 1310/34 is the source of this 2125-nucleotide messenger RNA. The record is from the annotation of a GenBank genome assembly. NCBI's taxonomy places the organism in Eukaryota, Phaeophyceae, Ectocarpales, Ectocarpaceae.